CCAUCCGGUAGGUGGUGUACCAGAAGAUUUCGGGAUUAUUUUCCCCCCUCUGGAAAAUUUUGAAUUUGGCUAAUUCUGUUAUUAAAGAUGGCGAUUUGAUUGGAAGCAAUGCUCUGCCGACAGGAUGAACUUCAUAGGCUUUAUCCUUCUUGUCUCUCUUUUAAAGGGUGUCCUCCAGGAAUUGAAACUUUACGGAUCCGCGACCGCAGCCGGUGUCAAAUGCAGGGCGAUUCAGGCUGGAAGAGCGGAUGACCUACUGUUCUUGAAUAAGGACGGUAAAUGGGACGGUGAUAGUGAGGUAGAAGCGAGUGGAGAAGAUCCUUGGGAUGCGACUAUACCCCCAAAUCUGCCGCCACCCCCGCCCAUGGAACCAGUUUUCCUCGGAAAGUCGUCCAGGGGAGAGAAAGGGGAAAAAGGAGCGAGGGGCCCACCUGGUGAGACUAUAAGAGGGCCUCCAGGACCUCCAGGCCCACCCGGACCACCGGGCCCGCCGUUUUCCGGUCUGACCUACGACCCUAUGAUCUACAGUGGUUCUGGAGAUGAAGAGUCGAAGGGACUUAGGCCUUUUUCUGGAGGUGAUAUGAACAUGGGACCACCAGGACCACCCGGUGUCUGCACGUGCAACAUGACCCAGCUGCUUAGGGAUUUCAUGAUGCCGAAGAUGAUAGCGGGUCCGCCUGGCAUCCCAGGCAUCGACGGAUCCACCGGGCCACCUGGGCCGAAGGGUACACCGGGUAUAACGGGUGAAAGGGGCAGCACUGGCCCGAGGGGGUUGAAGGGAGAUAGGGGUGAUCAAGGGCCGAGAGGUCCUGAAGGAAUCCAGGGCCAAAAAGGCGAACCAGGACUGGAUGGAGCUCCAGGGAUGCCAGGUGUACCAGGACCUCCUGGGCCUCCAGGGACAUCAGAAUUUUCCAAUUUUGAUCCUAGCUGGAGACCUAGAGCAAUGUUUAAGGAAGCGAUCAUGGGGAGUAGUUAUGAUGGUUCGAUGGGACGCCUGGGCUCACCUGGUCCCAAGGGUGACACAGGUGCGGAUGGACCGAUGGGACCUAAGGGCGAAAGGGGUGUUUCUGGAGACAAGGGUGAGCGAGGAGAACCGGGAUUGAAAGGCCCCAAAGGAGAACGGGGACACCAAGGUCCUCCAGGACUUCAGGGUUACAAUGGUGAACAGGGUCCACCGGGCAUAGACGGCAUGCCCGGUUCCCCUGGUGAGAAUGGCAGGCCCGCUGUUAAAGGAGAAAAAGGUGAUUCAGGACCGCCUGGUCCUCCAGGACCUCCAGGUCCACCCGGACUUACUUACUCAUUGGAAGAUAAUUUCAACCUUCCUCCAGGAGUUGCUGGUGGAACAAAGGGCGAGCCUGGUUUGAAAGGGGAUAAGGGAGAACCAGGCCUGAAAGGUGAAAAAGGUAGCGAAGGAGACAGAGGGCCUCCUGGCAUGCCAGGCACCAAUGGAAUACCAGGUACACAAGGUGAAAUAGGUAUAAGGGGACCAGAAGGCCCACCAGGACCCAAAGGCGAAAGAGGUCCUCCUGGGCCAGGAAGUGGAGAAAAGGGUGAAAGGGGAAAGAGAGGAAGGAGAGGCAAGCCUGGCCCACCUGGUCCUCCUGGAAAGCCAGGAGAAUCUCAAAUCGAUGCUGGUGGCUAUCCUGGUAGACCGGGACCUGCAGGACUUCCAGGACCUCAAGGAGGAAAGGGAGAUAAAGGUGAACCUGGAGAAAUCACAAAUCCUUUUGGAGGAAGAAUUGAAUUGAAAGGAGAGAAAGGCGAACCGGGAAAAGACGCCGUCCAGUAUGUUCCUGUACCAGGGCCACCUGGGCCUCCAGGCCCUCCGGGUCUGCCCGGAGAUACGGUCGUCGGGCCAAAGGGCGAGCCCGGUUCGACGGGACACAUGCACGGAAGGGUACUCAUAGAUCCACCAAACCCCAGACAAGGACCGAGAGGAAGUCUUGAAGAGCUUAGGGCUUUGAAAGAACUGAGAGAACUGAAAGAAAAGUCUGACUCGAGGAUACCAGAAAUGCAAUACCAAAUGCCCAAAAUUGUACCAGGGGCGGUUACGUUUCAGAACCUGGACGCAAUGGCUAGGAUGUCAACGGCAAGCACGGUGGGCACUCUCGCUUAUAUUACAGAUGAGGAAGCUCUUUUGGUUCGAGUCAACAAAGGCUGGCAGUACAUCGCUCUUGGAUCACUCGUUCCUGUGACAACGGAACCCCCUCCGACUACGACGACUGAAAAACUAAGGCCACCGUUUGAAUCAUCGAAUCACGUCAAGACUCAACCUGUCCCAAUGGACGGCCCAAUGGAUUGGCACCCUCGCAUGCUGAGACUGGCCGCUCUCAAUGAGCCAUACAGCGGAGAAAUGAAAGGCCUGCGUGGCGCUGACUACUCUUGCUACAGGCAAGCCAGAAGGGCAGGACUUCGUGGCACUUUCAGAGCUUUCCUCACCUCUCGGAUAGAAAACCUCUACAGUAUAGUGAAAUUUUCAGACAGGGACUUGCCCGUUGUAAACCUCAAGGGAGAAGUGCUGUUUAACUCCUGGAAAGACAUCUUUUCCGAAGAUGGGUCCCAUUUCAGCCAACAGCCUAGGAUUUACAGCUUCAGCGGGAAAAACAUUGUCUCAGAUUUCUCAUGGCCUCAGAAGUAUAUAUGGCAUGGAGCUAAACCGAGCGGGGAAAGAGCAAUGGACGAGUAUUGCGACGAGUGGGAGUCGGGUUCAUCAGAAAAGGUCGGCAUGGCAUCACCUCUAAUUCAGAAUUCACAACAUAAGUACAAGCUGAUUGGACAAGAGCCCAUGCUCUGCUCUUACAGGUUAGCCGUUUUGUGUGUAGAAAUAGCAUCAUCGCACUCGGGGAAAAAGCGAAGGCGUCGCAGCACAGAACUGUCACAGCAAGAGUACACAGAGCUCCUUGAAAAUAUAUUCAGCAAUGAGUCACCCUGAUUAAACCGCGGCGCUAUGUGAUAAAGACUGUUUUAAAUUUGUAUAAAAAAAAUGGUUCAAGCGUGAACUUUUGCUGAAAUAUAUUGUUUUUCAUGUAAAACAAAACAAAACUGCCUCGUUUUAUAAUAUAUACGAAAUGUUUUUUCAAGUAAUCAUACUGAAUCCCUUUCAGCCCUCGGAUCUUGAAACGCUCAUGAUCAUAUCAAAUAUCAUUAGCAGUAAUUUGUGUGUUCAUAGACUUCAUUUUUUUAAUUUUAAAAACAAAAAACCUAUAAGUGUUUAUAAUGUCUUUAAAAAAAAAAACAUAUCCACU
Cimex lectularius (bed bug) is the source of this 3245-nucleotide messenger RNA. Its product is annotated as collagen alpha-1(XXV) chain-like. The record is from RefSeq and is a predicted model, not a curated record. NCBI's taxonomy places the organism in Eukaryota, Metazoa, Arthropoda, Insecta, Hemiptera, Cimicidae. Bases 125 to 2932 code for a protein of 935 amino acids. The transcript has 28 exons.